Frankliniella occidentalis (western flower thrips) is the source of this 1179-nucleotide messenger RNA. Its product is annotated as serine/arginine repetitive matrix protein 1. Lineage: Eukaryota; Metazoa; Arthropoda; Insecta; Thysanoptera; Thripidae. The record is from RefSeq and is a predicted model, not a curated record.
GUGGACGAGAAGGAGGACCCCGAUGACGGCGAGCUCGAGGAGGACGAAAAGUACCGCGAGAGCAAGCAGCGCUUCCGCAAGAGCAAGGACCAGGAGCUGGUCGAGUACGUCGCGGACGGCGUCAAGAUCGGCGAGGAGAUGAGGUACCAGUGCGAGAAUGUGGAGGGCGAGCGGUUCGGCGACCCUGCGGCGCUGGCGGCCGAGGACCAGCAGGAGUGGGACAGCCUGUCGACGCGGAUCAGGCGCAUGCGGCGCAGCAAGCUGCUGCAGCAGCGGGCCGCGGGGCAGCUGGGCCCGGCGCCCACCGAGAAGGACAGGAAGGACGCCCUCACCAAGCGGCCGCUCGACUUCGACCAGGAGGAGGAGACUCGCAAGGUGGAGACCUCCAAGUGGCUGGAGCACCACUUCGGCAGCGAGUCGCGAUCCUCAAAGGACUCGAUUGAGGACGAGGACGACGUCCAGAGGGGCACCACGACCAGCUUCAUCAACGUCACGAUGAAGUCCAGGCCAGUGACGCCCCGCACCAACGGCCACCACAACACCACCUCGUCCAGGGUGUUCGUGUCGUCCCCCGAGCCCCGCUCCGAGAGCCCCUACUUCCAGGGCAUCAGCCAGUGGUCCGAGCGACGCCACGACGAACGACGCCACGAGGAGCGACGCCACGACGAGCGACGCCACGACGAGCGGCGAUACGACGAGAGGCAGACCUCCUGGAACAAGAAGUCGACCUUCUCGCCGUCCGACCCCACGUCGGCCACCCUGGGCUCCGGCUAUACGGGCCGGCCCGACCGGGUGCAGGUGCUGCCCACCGGCCCGGACCACACCUUCAAAACGACGUCGCCGACGCCGGCCCCCGUCAACGGGGGCACCCGGUUGUACAAGACGACGAGCACCCACAGAGUGGGAUCCCCGUACCGGGGCGGGGGGUCCCCCGGGUCCCCGUACAGGGACUCGCCGACUUACAGGGACUCCCCGUACCGGGACGACAGCGACGAGCACCUCCCGCACGAGUACGCCGGCGGCCGCGGCCACUUCACGCCUAACGUGAACACGGCGUUCCUCGAGCGGGAGCGGCUGAGCUCAGAGCGGGCGGCAGCCCCCGGUCGGUUCACUCCGAGCAGGGACAAGAGCCCCAGCCCGCCGCAGCGCAACAAGUACAGCACCAAGCGCUACCACGAG